Lathyrus sativus (Indian pea) is the source of this 1068-nucleotide messenger RNA. The record is from the annotation of a GenBank genome assembly. Lineage: Eukaryota; Viridiplantae; Streptophyta; Magnoliopsida; Fabales; Fabaceae.
AUGUCGAUGAUGAUGUUAGGGGAACCACCCCAUCGUACAAAUCCAACCCUACACGUGGCACCGGCACCAUGGCCAGCGAUGAUGAAUCCAACGGCGGAGGUCGAUUAUUCUCAGUUCUACUUAGAAGAAGCGUUGAACGCUCUUCAACACUAUGUUCCAUCGUCCAUGGAAGACGAAGACGAUUCCGACUCGGAGAUUUUUCCGAGUCAUGAAUCGGUGGAUGCGUAUACGAAUGAUAAUUUCCGUAUGUUUGAGUUCAAGAUUCGGAGAUGCGCACGUGGUAGGUCACAUGACUGGACGGAGUGUCCUUUCGCUCAUCCCGGCGAGAAGGCUCGCCGUCGCGAUCCGCGGAAGUUUCAGUACUCCGGGACUUCGUGUCCGGAUUUUCGUAAAGGAAGUUGCAAGAAAGGUGAUUCGUGUGAGUUCGCGCAUGGUGUUUUUGAGUGCUGGCUUCAUCCGUCUCGUUACCGGACUCAGCCAUGCAAGGACGGAACUAGUUGCCGGCGACGUGUUUGUUUCUUUGCUCACACAACUGAACAACUCAGGACUCCGACGAGUCUACAGAGUCCCUUGAGUGUUGAGUCUUAUGACGGGUCUCCUCUCCGGCUUGCCAUUGAGUCCUCCUGUGUUAAAAAGCUUCGGUUCAUGUCUUCUCCCGGUUCUGUUUCUCCACCUGUGGAGUCUCCUCCGGGUUCUGUGGGUUCUGUGAAUGAGGUGGUGGCUUCUCUGCGUAAUUUGCAUCUCGGGAAGAUGAAAUCUUUACCUUCUUCAUGGAAUGUUCAAAUGGGUUCUCCUCGGUUCGGAUCUCCAAGAGGACCCAUGAUCCGACCCGGAUUUUGCAGCCUUCCAUCUACUCCGACACAGCCGCUGAGUCGCUGCGGAGUUAACCAUUUUGAUCUUUGGGAUCAGUCCUGUGAAGAGGAGCCUGUGAUGGAGAGAGUGGAGUCUGGUAGGGAUAUAAGGGUGAAGAUGUUUGAGAAACUGAGCAAAGAGAACUCUUUUGAUGGAUCCGGGUCGGAUAAUGUUGACGGGGCUCCGGAUAUUGGGUGGGUUUCGGAGCUUGUGUGA